UGGACCCAGAAAGCUGAGACGUGUUCAGGUAGAGAGUACAGAACACAAAGCUAAUUUGCGCCGCUGGCGGGUGAUCAAAAUCCGGUCGUUGAUUCCCGUCUGGCCCCUACCUGAAUCUCCAAUCCCCACCGAUUGACUGAAACCAUAUUUUCUUGAGUUUUUCUGUUUAUUGAUAUUAUGGACAGAGAGAGCGUGCGCCGCUGUGCACACAUAAGAAAUUCAUGAAAGAGCUUUCCUUUUUUGGGUCUGUACGGACGGUCCUGGUUUUUUUUUUUUCCCCAUUUCUAUGGAGGAGGUUCCGAUCGAAACCCUAACCCUAAUUCCAAUCCUAAUUGAGGUUUUCUGACGAUUGGAGUCCCAUAGAAGUUCUUUGGAAUUGAAAACAAGGAAACAAAAAGGAAGAGGAAAAUCUGAGAGUUUGCCUUUUUUUGGAGUAGAGGAGAGGCUGAAUUAGAAGCUCUCAGAGUGCCCAGCUGUGCAAAAAUGGAGUCCAAGGAGCUGAAUUUGAACAAAGACUAUGGCGGUGGGAAUAAUAGUAGGGGAGGGGAUGGGUUUAUAGAUAGGAGCAAGGUGAGGAUUUUGUUGUGCGAUAACGACGACAAGAGCUUGGAAGAAGUUCUGACUCUUCUUUUGAAAUGCUCUUAUCAAGUGACUCCAGUGAGGUCAGCUAGACAGGUGAUUGAUGCACUGAAUGCAGAAGGACCUAAUAUAGAUUUAAUACUAGCUGAACUUGACCUUCCAUUGGCCAAAGGCAUGAAGAUGUUGAAGUACAUCAAUCGGGAUAAAGAGUUACAGCGCAUUCCCGUGAUCAUGAUGUCGGCACAAGACGAGGUCUCUGUUGUUGUCAAGUGCUUGAGGCUUGGAGCAGCGGACUAUCUUGUAAAGCCUUUACGCACAAAUGAGCUAUUAAACUUGUGGACACACAUGUGGAGAAGAAGGCACAUGCUUGGACUUGCGGAGAAGAACAUUUUGAACUAUGAAUUUGACUCGGUGGCCUCGGACCCUAGUGAUGCUAAUACGAACAGUACUACUAUGUUCUCGGAUGACACAGAUGACAAGUCUUGCAGGAGCACCAAUCCUGAGAUGGGAUUGUCAACCCAUCAGGAAGAUGAGUCUGCUAUAAUAGAGCCUCCACAAAUUGAUUUAGUGGAAUAUCGACCUGAUGUGCCAGGAAUUAGUGACCGGCGAACAGAACAAUUUUCGUCUUGCCCAAAGAAGAGUGAGCUAAGGAUUGGUGAGUCUUCCGCCUUCUUUACUUAUGUCAAAUCAAGCACCAUUAAAAACAACUCUCAAGGGGUUGUCAAUGUUGAUGACAAUGGUGCUCAAAACUUGAGGAUGGGAGAGAAACAUCAAGAAUGCAGUGAACAAGUGGUUGCUGAUCCCCAAAUACAUGAAAAUGGGGAAGCAGGAGAAAGCUAUUCGCAGGGAGAUGAAUUUCCCAGCAGUAAUAGUAUCCCAGAUUCUCUUUCAAUGGAGAGGUCUUGUACCCCACCUGCAUUAGUGGAACUCCCGCAGCAAAGGGAUUUCAAGGAUGAAAAGUUCUCUCAAGUGAUUUCGCACCCAAGAAAUCAGCAUCAAUUUGAUGUUUCUGGCUUACCAGCACAAGCUGCUUUUCCAUAUUGCAUUCCAGGAGUUGUAAAUCAAGUUAUGAUGCCAUCUGCAGCACAACUGUAUCAAAAGAAUCUGCAUGAGCUGCAAAAUCAUGCAUCUAAAGCUAUGAUGUCUCAGUACCAUCAUGUUCCGCAAUGCCCUCCUCAUGUUAAUGGAAUGGCAUCAUUCCCGUAUUACCCUGUUAAUAUAUGCUUACAACCUGGUCAAAUGUCUACUUCUCAUUCUUGGCCAUCAGUAGGAAGCUCAUCUUCCCCUGAAGUGAAUUUGAAUAAAAUGGAUAGAAGAGAAGCAGCAUUGAUGAAGUUUAGACAGAAAAGAAAGGAGCGAUGUUUUGACAAGAAGAUUAGGUAUGUUAAUCGAAAACGACUUGCUGAAAGAAGGCCUCGUGUACGAGGACAGUUUGUGAGGAAGGUAAAUGGUGUAAAUGUAGAUCUUAAUGGGCAACCCACUUCUGCUGAUUCUGAUGAGGAUGAUGGAGAGGAUGAGGAGCAGCAUGCUUGAAAGGAUUUCUCUAAAAAAGCAUGCUAGGGAUAUUAAUGUCGAUGACGGUUCUUGGCAAUCGGCUGGUUCCCUUCAGUGUGGUAAUUACCUUUUAAGUUGUUAAAUUUCUAGAAUUUCCCUUUACCUUUAGCUGUUCCCAAUGUUGAUGCAUGAGACCUGGGUGCUUCAGUUUUUCACAAACAAAAAAAAUAAUGCAUCCAUCCAAAUAUAGAAGGCAUUGGAAGAAUAUAUCAGUGAAGUGAAUAGCCUUUUUCUGUAAGCUCAAAACAGUUGCUGACUGACAUGUUUCACUAAUCUGAAGAGGUUGGAACGAUGAGGAAGAAAUAUCAGAUAUCUGACUGAUCUUUUGACCCUGAGAUUUCAGUUCGCCUUCUUUCCGCCUAUAGGGCAUUUCUGUACUCUAAUAGAUUGUCCUCUAAUAGCUUGAGAGGAUAUCCUUCCUUCCUUCCUUCUUUCUGUCUUUCUUUCUUCUUCUUCUUCUUCUUCUUCUUCUUCUUUUUUUAAUUUAUUUUUUAUAAUGUUUCUAAUCAAGAGAGGGGUUGGAUGAAAAGGCUGAUAUUCUCUAGUCAAAUACUUGUAGAAAUGCCAUCAAUUGUUUACAUAACAAUGUCAAGUUUUAUUA
This is a messenger RNA of Alnus glutinosa, 2734 nucleotides long. RefSeq names its product two-component response regulator-like APRR1. Gene Ontology annotation, molecular function: protein binding. Gene Ontology annotation, biological process: cytokinin-activated signaling pathway; phosphorelay signal transduction system. The coding region runs from base 484 to 2112 and encodes 542 amino acids. NCBI's taxonomy places the organism in Eukaryota, Viridiplantae, Streptophyta, Magnoliopsida, Fagales, Betulaceae. The record is from RefSeq and is a predicted model, not a curated record. The transcript has 6 exons.